UGGCGUGCCCUGUGGCCACACUCAGGAAAGCUCUGGAUCCUACCAUUUGGUCUUCAAGUUCCUCCUUGUUUAAUGUGGAAAAUGUCAUCGAUAAAAGCCAGAGGGAAGUAGGGAGGCCUUCCCAGACAACACAACCAGAGCCCACCAAGUUCAGAUUUAAUUCAGCUGUGUGUUUAAAUAUAAUCUAUUGACAUCUCAUCAUCUCUCUCAAAAAUAAAAUCCCCUGGCCUGAGAAAUGCUUACUUCUGGUGCAUGAGAGGAUGUGUGGUUAUUUAAAAAGUCUAUCCUGUCUAGUUGAGGUGCCAGGGAAAGGGGGAGCAGGGAGAGGCUGGACAGCAGCAUACGAGGUGAGUAGAAUGAGGUUUUAUCGAGAUCACUUGGUAGAGAUUCAGAAAUUCAUAGUCUUCUUGUGAGUGGUGUUUGCCUCCUUGAGCCUGGGGCAGGGAGGGGCAUGGGUAGGGUAGAGCCCGGGACACCCACCCCCUUGCACAUACACACUCUAGCUACAUAGAGCUGAUUUAUCUCUUGUUGCUGUAGCUAUUUUUGGCAAUAAUCAAUUCCCUUAAAAUUUUUAUUUUCUACUUUAAAGAAAAAAAGAAUACAGUGAACAGAAAACUCUAAUUACUUAUAUCCCCUGGUGUUCAUGUCUAAUCCUUGCCAAUAUUUAUAUCCAUAGUCAUCAGUGUGAAGCUACUACUUUGUGUUCUAAUUUUUCGCUGUUUUUGUCUUCACAUAUGUAUAUAGUUAAGUUAUAGUCACUGAAAACACCAGAUAGGAGGGAGACAUACCUUUCUAUUUUCAUCAUUGAUAGCUACCAAUUCCUAGCCUCCCUCCUGUUGCAGGUUUUGGAGGGUUAGCCUCAGAUCUCUGCAGGUGUGAAUGGUCCACCCUUGGCCAUCUUUUCCUAGAAAGGUAGAAUGUGAUCUUAGCUAAUCAAAACCAUGUUUCAACUCCCAAACUGUUUCAAGAGUUUGAAAAGCUCAGGGCCAAAAGAAACAAAGCAAACUGGAAGGUCUUGGCUUCUUAUAACUUUUAUAACAGGACAUAAGUUUAAAGUCCAAAAGGGCUCAGAUUUCUACCCCAUGUUUGACGUCUCACACGUUAAUCCAGAGAAGAGCCAAGUGGACUUCCCUGUACCCCGGCCCACAGCAGCGAGAUGAAGGUGCAGCAGCCCCGGCUCAGCCCUCCCCACCGAGGUGCGUGGGGACAGAGACACACACCACAGCAGCAUCAGUAACCUGCGGUUUCUUCCCCCUUCCACCUCUCCUGGAUGCAAGGUGACCCUGCCUGCCCACUGUUGCCAAAUAACAAGUGACUGAGCCACAGGAGUUGCUGGGGAAGUGGCAAGAAGAACGAAUGAGCUCUCAACCCCAUCGAUAUAAAGCUGUGAGGUGAUCCGCAAACCCAGGCACCAAGAACUCAGUUCCAGUCCUUGGCAGAUGGGCAUCGGUACCAUUUACUAACCAAGAUGGAAACCACGCCCUUAAAUUCUCAGAAGGAGGUCUCAGCCUGUAAGGACGGAGAAGAUUGUCAGGAAAACGGAGUUCUACAGAAGGGUGUCCCUGCCCCAGGAGAUAAAGCAGAGUCCGGCCAAAUAUCCAAUGGGUACUCAGCGGUUCCGAGCCCUGGUGCAGGGGAUGACAUGCAGCACUCCAUCCCGGCUGCCACCACCACCCUAGUGGCUGAGGUCCACCAAGGAGAGCGGGAGACCUGGGGCAAAAAGGUGGAUUUCCUCCUUUCAGUCAUUGGCUACGCUGUGGACCUGGGCAACGUCUGGCGCUUUCCCUACAUAUGUUACCAGAACGGAGGGGGGGCGUUCCUCCUCCCCUACACCAUCAUGGCCAUUUUUGGGGGGAUCCCGCUCUUUUACAUGGAGCUUGCGCUGGGGCAGUACCAUCGAAAUGGAUGCAUUUCAAUUUGGAGGAAAAUCUGCCCAAUUUUUAAAGGGAUCGGCUAUACCAUUUGCAUCAUUGCCUUUUACAUUGCCUCCUACUACAACACCAUCAUGGCCUGGGCACUGUACUACCUCUUCUCCUCCUUCACGGACCAGCUGCCCUGGACCAGCUGCAAGAACUCCUGGAACACUGGCAACUGCACCAACUACUUCUCUGAGGGCAACAUCACCUGGACACUCCAUUCCACGUCCCCUGCUGAAGAGUUUUACACGCGCCAUGUCCUGCAGAUCCACCGGUCCAAGGGACUCCAGGACCUGGGGGGCAUCAGCUGGCAGCUUGCCCUCUGCAUCAUGCUGAUCUUCACUAUUAUCUACUUCAGCAUCUGGAAAGGUGUCAAAACAUCUGGCAAGGUGGUGUGGGUGACAGCCACCUUCCCUUACAUCAUCCUUUCUGUCCUGCUGGUGAGGGGGGCCACCCUACCGGGAGCCUGGAGGGGUGUUCUCUUCUACUUGAAACCCAACUGGCAGAAACUCCUGGAGACAGGGGUAUGGGUGGACGCUGCUGCUCAGAUCUUCUUCUCUCUUGGUCCGGGCUUUGGGGUCCUACUGGCUUUUGCUAGCUACAACAAAUUCCACAACAACUGUUACCAAGAUGCCCUGGUGACCAGUGUGGUGAACUGCAUGACAAGCUUCGUUUCGGGAUUUGUCAUCUUCACGGUGCUGGGGUACAUGGCUGAGAUGAGGAACGAAGAUGUGUCUGAGGUGGCCAAAGAUGCAGGCCCCAGCCUCCUCUUCAUCACAUAUGCGGAAGCUAUAGCCAACAUGCCAGCAUCCACGUUCUUUGCCAUCAUCUUCUUCCUGAUGUUAAUCACACUGGGCUUGGACAGCACAUUUGCAGGCUUAGAGGGCGUGAUCACGGCUGUGUUGGAUGAAUUCCCACAUAUCUGGGCCAAACGCCGGGAGUGGUUUGUACUCGCUGUGGUCAUUACCUGCUUCUUCGGAUCCCUGAUCACCCUGACUUUUGGCGGGGCCUACGUGGUGAAGCUGCUGGAGGAGUAUGCCACAGGGCCUGCCGUGCUUACUGUCGUACUUAUAGAAGCCGUUGCUGUGUCUUGGUUCUAUGGCAUCACUCAGUUCUGCAGUGACGUGAAGGAAAUGCUUGGCUUCAGCCCUGGAUGGUUUUGGAGGAUCUGCUGGGUAGCCAUCAGCCCUGUGUUUCUCCUGUUCAUCCUUUGCAGUUUUUUGAUGAGCCCACCACAGCUACGACUUUUCCAUUACAAUUAUCCCCACUGGACUGUCAUCCUGGGGUACUGCAUAGGAACUUCAUCUUUCAUCUGUAUCCCCACAUACAUAACUUAUCGGCUGAUCAUCACUCCAGGGACAUUUAAGGAGCGCAUUAUCAAAAGUAUCACUCCAGAAACACCAACAGAAAUUCCGUGUGGGGACAUCCGCUUGAAUGUUGUGUAACACACUUCAAUGAGAGGCAAAAGGCUUCCCAACAACCUCUUCCUUCAGUUCUGACAAGUCAUGCCUCGCCUCUCCCCUCUAAGUGAAUGAGUUUCCAGCUAAGCCUGACAAUGGAAGGGUCUUCUCCACAGAUGCACAGUCCCAAGAAACUACGGUGCCCGAACUCAUGGCCUCCAGCCACUCCUUUCCAUGAAAUCGCCUGGACAUACUCCCACGUUAGACUGUGCCACAGCUGAACUGGCCUAUUUUGGAUGUGUGAGGGUGUGUGUGGAGGUGAUAAAAACCACCCUAUCAUCAGUUAGGAGUAGGUUUAAAAUCAAGUCUGUGAAAGUCUCCUGUAUCAUUUCUUGGUAUCUGACAUCUGUUUCUAAAGGUUUCACUGUUCAUGGAUGCAUAAACCACGUAGGAGAAAACAGGGAUGAUGUCUUGCUAGCCAUAUAUUUUUCGAGUAGCAUAGAAUUCUAUAGCUGGAAUCUACUAGAACCCUCUAACCUGUGUGCUGCUGUGGAGUCAGGAAAGGAAGAUGUAAGAAGCUAAACUGAAAAAUAACGUGUACAUGUGAGCAUAUGUGUGUAUAUAUUGCUGUUUCAGUGUAUUCUUGUCUCUAUGCCAAUACGUUGGGCCCAUUAUAAACUAUGAAUUCCCUCUAAUUUUUCUUACAUUAACAAAUUCUACCUACUCAAAUGUGUAUGUAUGUUAUUGUUUGAGGGAUACAAUUCCUACAACAUGCUCUGCCACCUUUUCCUUUUCCAGUGACACUACUUUAGCCCACACACCUUCCUUUAUGGGCCAGCCUUUGGCAUUUGCUGCACUUCAUUGCCAUCUUCCUGUCUCUCUCUGUUAAACAUUAAGGAUAAUGUUCCACAGGCCAAUCUGGCCUAUUUUGUUAGUCACUGUGGCUUGGCUGUAAACUACAUCGAAGAUGGAUUUUGACAUGUGCACCUUCAGUGUUCAGCUGGCCAUCUGGUUUAAGCUCUGUCUACUUCAAACGACUGAGUUUGUUCUGGUUAUUUUGCUUUGUAAAGGGAGGGUAAAUCCGAUUCUCACUUAGCCUGAGGUUAUAUAGCUCUGGCACCCUAACCUAAACCAAAGGCAUCCUCAAUCCAUGAGCAAUUGGAGAGUCUGGGUUAGCCUUAAAAUGGACUUUCCCCUCUGCCUUGACCCUUGCCAGUGGUCAUGAUUGUGAGCCCCCCCAGAUAAUUUUCAAGACUGAGUCUACGUAAGGUCAUUUGGGAAAUGGUCAGCUAAGUGAAUGAACUUUCAUUCCAUAUAAAGCACCUAAUACAGAUAACUUGGCUUUUGGUGGCUUGUGACUCUCAGAUACAUAGGUAGAGAAGCAAAUAUUACCUUGUGGUGUGGGAUUUCCUUAUCAAAAUCUUGACGGGAAUAAAGCUUUAUCAGUGACAAAAGGACUUACCCAUCUGGCCUCGCAUAUCACUUCAGUUCUCCAUAUAAAGCAAAUUUAAUUCCAACAACCUUAUAAAAAGAAGGUCCAUAUAGCAGAGGAAUGGUUUUAUCCAAUUAUGGAUCUUCCUCCCUUGACUUCCUUGGCCAUCUUCCUGAUUCUCCCUACACCUUUCUAUUUCUGAUUCUUUGCUUUUCCUAGCAAGAUAUUUUCCUUAUACGUAGAUGUUAGCUGCUGAGAAGACUCCCAAGAUGUUAGAGGAAAAGAAGGGAAUGAAAAAUGUCCUUUGCUGACCUACCUUCAUUAUCUUCACUCUUUCAUCCCUUCCUGCUGCCUCGUUUCCCUUCUCUUUGCUCUCUAGCAUGCUGAAAAGAGAGAAGAUACGUUAGUGCCAGUGUAUUCAGUGGUCAAUAGCUUUGCAAAUUUUAAGAACCUGCUUUGUAAAGAUAUCUAGAUAGGGAUUCUCCCCACCUCACACACACUUAGACACUGUCCAAAGAUACCACU
This is a messenger RNA of Lemur catta (Ring-tailed lemur), 5273 nucleotides long. It is a transcript of the gene SLC6A4, whose product is annotated as solute carrier family 6 member 4. The transcript is spliced from 14 exons. Gene Ontology annotation, biological process: serotonin uptake; sodium ion transmembrane transport. Bases 1469 to 3361 code for a protein of 630 amino acids. Gene Ontology annotation, cellular component: neuron projection; plasma membrane. NCBI's taxonomy places the organism in Eukaryota, Metazoa, Chordata, Mammalia, Primates, Lemuridae. Gene Ontology annotation, molecular function: serotonin binding; serotonin:sodium:chloride symporter activity. The record is from RefSeq and is a predicted model, not a curated record.